Aspergillus calidoustus is the source of this 2163-nucleotide messenger RNA. NCBI's taxonomy places the organism in Eukaryota, Fungi, Ascomycota, Eurotiomycetes, Eurotiales, Aspergillaceae. The record is from the annotation of a GenBank genome assembly.
AUGUACCUGAAUUUCGAAGCGAUCCUCGGGAUCGUAUCAUUGGCGACAUUAGCACUCUCCGCAGCAAUCUCUCCUGAUUCUGAAUCGGAGAGCGUCACUUACCUACCAACGCAACCCCCAUCAUAUCCUCUAGCAGUUCGGAGUCCAUACCUCUCAACAUGGAUGCCCAGCGACCAAGUGCAGAUGCUUCCCUAUGCCGAACCGCAAUUCUGGGCAGGGCAGAACUUAACCUGGUCUGUUAUGGUGCGCGUUGAUGGCCAAGCGUAUAGUUUGAUGAGUAUACCAAGCCCUGGAGACAAGAUUCAGCCUGCUGUUGUUCGGAGUGCGGAAUAUACUGCGACGCACUCAAUCUUCAAGCUUGACGCUGGGCCGGUGAGCUUUACGCUGGAUUUUUUUUCGCCAAUCUCGCCGUCGAAUUACUUGAGGCAGUCGCUUCCGUUUAGUUAUCUGACUGUCAGUGUUUCUGGUGCCGAUAAAAACGACAUCCAGAUUUAUUCCAGCAUUGAUGGGAGAUGGGCGGGGAGACAGCAGAACACCGUCUGCAGCUUCCAUCGGCAGGGCUCAGCCCUAGCUUACGCGCUCAAGGUAGACAAUGCGGUUCCGUAUACAGAAGAGAGGGACAUGGCGAUAUGGGGCGAGUCCAUCCUCUCAUCCUAUCAAAGCGCUCAAUCAAAGCUUUCAUUUUCUUCUGGAGAAUGUAGGCAGAUUCGCUCCCAAUUUGUCAACGACGGUAAACUAUCCGGCAAGGAUGUACCUUGGACCCCCGGUGGAGUUGUGGCAUUUGCUCAUGACUUGGGCAGCGUUAGUGGCGAGUCCUCUGUGCUCUUUGCUGUUGGAUACGUGAGGAAAGAAGCGAUCAAUUACCUGGGAAAAGCGUACACAGGAUAUUAUCGGUCUGAAUUUCCUGAUACGUACAAAGCGCUGGAGUGGUUCUUUGACGAUUAUCUAGCUGCGUUGCUUGAGUCGAAAAUAGUUGACACUGAAAUGACAGGCCAGGCGACCUUGGCGGGGGGGCAUAAAUAUGCUGAUAUUGUGACUCUAUCAGCCCGGCAGGCUUGGGGAGGAAUCGAUUUGACAAUUCCCAACGACUCACGCGACACAAACGACGUAUUGGCCUUUGUCAAGGAGCUCUCCAGCAAUGGCAAUCUUAACACAGUCGACGUCAUCAUGUCUGCAUUUCCCAUCUACUACGUUAUGGAGCCAGAGUAUAUCCGCCUUUUGCUGGAACCGAUGAUGCGAUACCUUGCUGCCGGUCGCUGGACACAGCCGUAUGUGAUCCAUGACAUGGGGACACACUACCCUAACGCCCUCGGCCAUGAUGACCAAAAAGCGGAGCCAAUGCCCAUCGAGGAGUGCGGCAACCUGAUGGUCCUUGUGCUGGCUUAUGUACGGGCAACGGGCAAUUCAGCCUGGGCAGACAAGUAUAUCCGGCUCCUAGGAGGGUACGCGGACUACUUGGUUGAGAAUGGCGUCGACAUUGCGAAUCAGCUAUCUUCAAAUGACGCUGCCGGACCUCUGGCGAAUGAGACCAAUCUCGCUAUCAAGGCAGCUGUCGGCCUCGGGGCAUUUGGAGAGUUAAGUGGGCUGAGCGAGUACUCGCGAAUCGGCAAAGAGCGUGCGAGCUUGUUCUUUACGCAGGGGCUUGGUACCGAUGAAGCUAAAUCGCACUUUGUUCUGCAGUAUCCGGACAAGCCCUCCUCGUGGAAAACGCCCUAUAACCUGUUUCCAGAUGUGCUUUUCGAUCUCAAAACAUUUCCCAAGGAAGCGUACCAGAUGGGAAACACAUUCUUCAAGAAAGUCCGAGGUGAGUAUGGCGUCGCUCUGGACAAUCGACAAGACUGGGCCAAAUCGGACUGGAACAUGUGGUUGGCCGGGACAUUCGAUGACAUGACCACCCGCUCCGAGUUUAUCGACGACCUUUGGGGAUUCAUGUCCAAUGGGAAACACAACUGGCCGUUUUCUGACCGUUAUGUCGCCACAUCGGCCAAAGGUCGUGAGCCUGGCCAUCCUGUAUUGUGUCGUGCGCGGCCAACAGUAGGUGGUCAUUUUGCCCUGGUGGCAUUGCAAGGGCCUAGAUCUUUGCAAACUGCGGUAUCGCGCAAGUCGAAGGGGGCUUCUAUUGUGGAGGAGAAGCCAUCAGAUGAAGUGAGAGAGGAUUUGUAG